CACUUGGCUCCAAUAAUUCAAAAGAUCUCAUUUUCUCAGAUUAAUGUCAAAACAAAUAAAAUCUUCUCUUUCUCUCUAGAAACUUGUGAAACCCUCAUGGAAGCUCAAAUGAGAUCAUCUCAAGGAGACAUGGAUCUUGAUGAGUGGGAGUUACUCCCCAAAAACUGUUUUAAGGAUCUUGAUCUUGAUCACGACGAGGAUGAUCAUCAUGGAGCCAUGAUCAUCUCCCCAUCUACUCAAGAUCCUCUCCACAAGAUGGAGUCUCCUCCAGUAUCCAUAGUUGUCCCCACAAAGCCCCUCCAAGUUCCCAUAGCUUGGGAACCUGUCUUGGAUCACGAGAACAAGAAGAUCCCCGAUCUUGAUCCGGAUCCAACACAUACUCUUCUGAUGGACUCUGUUCCAUCACCAAGAGUAUCCUUCAAGAAAAUGAAGGAAACUGAAUUUGCCGACAUGAAAAUUGACCCACCAGCGAGGAUCACGAGUCCUGUGCCUUCGAUAGAUGCUGCCAAUUGCGAAGGAAGCGAUGACUUGCAAGUGAAGAAAGAAAAUGAUGAUGUGACGAGUGAACAUGGUGGUGAGAAACUGAAUUUAUGGAAGAUUGGUCUUAACGGGAUUGGAGCUGUUUGCUCUUUUGGUGUUGCAGCUGCUGCUGCUACAGUAUGUGUCUUGUUUCUCGGACACAACAACAUCAAAGUUUGUAAGAACAAGAACCAAAAGCUUAGGUUCCAGAUUUACUCCGAUGAUCAUAAGAUGAUGAAUGAAGCUGUCAUGAAUCAUGCAACAAAGGUUAAUGAAGCAAUCUUUGCAAUGAAAGGUGUUCCUGUCGUAAGAGCUCAAAUAUCUUUUGGAGGUUACUACGAUGAACUUUAAAUCUCAACCAAAAUCAAAGGGAUCAAAUCGAGUUCACCCUCAUCUACCAGCUUCAUAAGUUCAAUAGUUUAUAGCGUGCAUGCAUGAUUCUUGUCAAUAAUAUUUUGUAAAUUUUGUUGAAAUCCGAUAUCUGUUGUUAGAUCAUUGUAAAAUUUCAUGUAAAAUGUUAAUUGUUUUUGAAAGAACCCAUCUAUUAUAUUAAAACAGAAGUCAUGACUCACUUCAUGUGUGAUUUUUUAGUUUGGA
Eruca vesicaria subsp. sativa (arugula) is the source of this 1116-nucleotide messenger RNA. Lineage: Eukaryota; Viridiplantae; Streptophyta; Magnoliopsida; Brassicales; Brassicaceae. The record is from the annotation of a GenBank genome assembly.